AUGCACUACCUUUAUACCUUGAGGCCCAAGUUGGCCCUCACUUGCAGCCGCUCCUCAGCCAUUCCCUUGACCUCGCUCGCUCUCGCUUCCAAUUCAUCCUACGUACGGCUUUUGUCUACGGAACAGACAUCCAACCAGCUAAGCUCUAAUUCCGGCCCUCCGCCUGGUUUCAACAUCAGCGAUCAUAGAAACACACCACUGCCCUCAAGUUCGUCUCAAUCGUCUACAUCUGCGCCCCCUGAUUUAGAUAAGUCUAGCGGGUCAUCUACGCCACGUACCGAGUUUGAUUGGGAGGAUAAUCCUAAUUUCUUAAUCAAGAACUUUUCUGAGCUCCCUUCCAAAAAUUUUGGAGUCAACCAGCAUAUGAUUAUCAAUGAAGAGUUCAAAGAGGCUCUAAGACAGAUUCUUUGGCAGUUCAAAGCACCAAUUCGAUAUGCCUUUGCUUACGGGUCUGGCGUUUUCCCACAAAGCGGGGCGUCAGGGGGGAGUUGUCAUCCGUCGCCUCCGCAAGCAAUCCAAGCAGUGCAGCAAGGCGGCGGGAAGAUGAUCGAUUUUAUCUUUGGAGUCUCACACAGCCAGCACUGGCAUUCUCUAAACUUGAAUCAACACCGCCAUCAUUAUUCUGGCCUGGGCUCUAUGGGAUCAUAUGUUGUCUCCCAGGUACAAGAGAAGAUGGGGGCCGGAGUCUACUUCAACCCAUACAUAACCGUGAAUGGAACUUUGAUUAAAUAUGGGGUUGUCAAUAUCGAUACCCUUUGCAAAGACUUGAGCCAAUGGGACUCACUAUACCUUGCCGGACGACUCCAUAAACCAGUCAAGAUUCUGCGGGACCAUCCAAGCGUGCGUCUGGCCAACCAGGUCAACCUACUAUCCGCUGUGCGCGUUGCGCUUCUGCUACUACCACCAAAAUUCACUGAACAAGACCUAUACCGAAAGAUUGCUGGUAUAAGCUAUCAAGGCGAUCCGCGCAUGUCCUUUGGCUCCGAGGACCCUAAGAAAAUCCAUAAUAUUGUCUCUGCCCAGAUCACAAAUUUCCGUCGGUUAUAUGCACCAUUAAUCGAAAAUUUACCCAACGUAUCCUUUAAUGACUUCCACUGCAAUGAUCCCGACUGGCUUGACAACCCGGACAUAAACGUUGCUCUAGAUCAAGACAUGGAUCCUAUCAAACGAGGUAACAUGGUUCGACGAUUACCUAAAUCAUUCCGUGAAAAGCUCUACUUCCAGUAUCAAAGUCGAUUUAAGAUCCCGCGAGGGGAGUUUGAGAUUAUGAUGGAGAAGACUGCCGACGAAGACCCUGAGCGCUUCCACCGCCGAGAAGGAAGUGACUUUGAUCGAAGAAUCGCUGCUGAGGGUAAUUUGAAGGACGAAGUAACGCUAUCUAUAAAGAACACCAUAUCUUGGCCCAGCACCAGCCAGUCGAUGAAGGGUGUUCUUACAGCCGGAAUCUCCAAGUCAAUGCGCUACCUUCAGGAGAAGCGCCAGAAGUACAAGGCAUCUAGGCGAUCGAGUUCCGAGUCAUCGGAAACCAGUUCUGAAAACAAGAGCAAGAGUGAUUGA
Molecule: messenger RNA, 1557 nt
Organism: Nannizzia gypsea CBS 118893
Lineage: Eukaryota; Fungi; Ascomycota; Eurotiomycetes; Onygenales; Arthrodermataceae
Product: mitochondrial import protein mmp37
Exons: 2
Coding region: 1-1557 (518 amino acids)
Biological process (GO): CDP-diacylglycerol biosynthetic process; cardiolipin biosynthetic process
Cellular component (GO): mitochondrion
Molecular function (GO): phosphatidate cytidylyltransferase activity
Source: RefSeq, a predicted model, not a curated record